AUGGCGGGCGGGGUCUUUCCGCUGCUGCUGCUGUGUUUUCUUUCGCUUUUUUUGCUUCCAGCAGCAGCAGAAGACUUAAUUAUAAACGGAGAGCUGGAGUUUGUGGGGGAUCGGCCGGCGAAGCUGCCGCCGGGGUCGGAGUACCUGGUGCAGCUGAGCUUCGUGCUGAUGGACGCGCCCAGCGUGGUGAUCAGCGCCUUCAGAGACAGUGCAGAAAAGCUCAACGAGGGAAAGCCUCUUAAUUUCCAAUUAAGACUUCCAGAAGAGGAGAGAGGCAGCAGCAGGGGGCGGCACUUGGCGGUUUCGGCGGUGGUCAACGUGGGCUGGAGCAGCAGCAGCAGCAGCAGCAGCAGCCAAGGCAGCAGCGAGUGGAUCCGCAGAGGCGACUACAAAAACGUCUUCAUGAACCUUUUGGAAGUUCCCAAGGACAAGAAUACCAUUGAUGGCCUUAAAAUCGAAAUCGAACAGUACAAAUGA
Messenger RNA from Eimeria tenella, 477 nucleotides. RefSeq lists its product as uncharacterized. The transcript has a single exon. NCBI's taxonomy places the organism in Eukaryota, Apicomplexa, Conoidasida, Eucoccidiorida, Eimeriidae. The coding region runs from base 1 to 477 and encodes 158 amino acids. The record is from RefSeq and is a predicted model, not a curated record.